AGACGAGGUUUUCUUCUUUGCUUGAGGAACAAGGCGAGCGCAGUCUCGUUAUCUUCCAAGCAGCAGUGCAAGAGCGAGAGAGAAACGAUGGCGAGCGAAGCAGAAGACGCCGUACGACGUCGUACAACCACCACCGACUACCGUAAGAAGCUGCUCCAGCACAAGGAGCUCGAGUCCAGAGUUCGAUCAGUGAGAGAGAAUUUGCGGGCUGCCAAAAAGGAAUAUGCUAAAACUGAAGAUGAUUUGAAAUCGCUUCAGAGUGUUGGGCAAAUUAUAGGCGAAGUUCUUAGGCCUCUUGACAAUGAACGCUUGAUAGUGAAAGCAAGCAGUGGACCAAGGUAUGUGGUUGGCUGUCGCAGUAAAGUGGACAAGGAAAAACUGACUGCAGGCACCCGUGUAGUUCUUGAUAUGACUACUCUCACAAUUAUGCGGGCUCUUCCACGAGAAGUUGAUCCAGUUGUAUAUAACAUGCUUCAUGAAGACCCAGGUAAUGUUAGCUACGCAGCGGUGGGAGGUCUGUCAGAUCAGAUUCGAGAACUCCGGGAAUCCAUUGAAUUGCCUCUAAUGAAUCCUGAGCUCUUUAUUAGGGUGGGGAUUAAGCCUCCCAAGGGUGUUCUUCUCUAUGGACCUCCUGGAACAGGCAAGACACUGUUAGCCAGAGCAAUUGCGAGCAACAUAGAUGCUAACUUUUUGAAGGUUGUCUCAAGUGCCAUUAUUGAUAAAUAUAUUGGUGAAAGUGCGAGAUUGAUAAGGGAGAUGUUUGGAUAUGCACGAGAUCACCAACCCUGUAUCAUUUUUAUGGAUGAGAUUGAUGCCAUUGGUGGGCGUCGUUUCAGCGAGGGAACAAGUGCUGAUCGUGAAAUUCAGAGAACACUCAUGGAGUUGCUCAACCAGCUGGAUGGAUUUGAUCAGCUUGGGAAGGUCAAAAUGAUUAUGGCAACAAAUAGACCUGAUGUUCUGGACCCUGCACUUCUUCGUCCUGGGCGACUGGAUAGGAAGAUAGAAAUUCCAUUGCCAAAUGAACAAUCCAGAAUGGAAAUCCUUAAAAUCCAUGCUGCUGGAAUUGCUAAACAUGGUGAAAUCGACUAUGAAGCUGUUGUAAAGCUGGCUGAGGGGUUUAAUGGAGCCGAUCUUCGUAAUGUUUGCACUGAAGCUGGGAUGUCAGCAAUUCGUGCAGAACGUGACUAUGUCAUCCAUGAAGAUUUCAUGAAGGCUGUCCGGAAACUGAAUGAGGCAAAGAAACUUGAAUCAAGUGCUCACUACAAUGCUGAUUUUGGAAAAGACUAAAAAAACCCAGCUUGUCAAUCUCUCUGUUUUGUUUGGGAAUAUGUUUGGGGGCUGCCCGGAGACUGAAUGCAGCAUGGAGAACUGGGAUCAAGUGUGUGCUGUAAUGUUGAUUUGGAAAGGUUUUUUGAGCCAAGUAUAUUCAAUUUCUUAACCAUGGAUAAUGAAAGUCCAAUUUACUGGGGAAUGCUGGCCAAAUGUGACUCCUGUCUUAAAAGGUGAAUUAUUGAAUUGGAUUUAUUACUUA
Molecule: messenger RNA, 1531 nt
Organism: Vitis vinifera (wine grape)
Lineage: Eukaryota; Viridiplantae; Streptophyta; Magnoliopsida; Vitales; Vitaceae
Product: 26S proteasome regulatory subunit S10B homolog B
Exons: 10
Coding region: 88-1287 (399 amino acids)
Biological process (GO): positive regulation of RNA polymerase II transcription preinitiation complex assembly
Cellular component (GO): proteasome regulatory particle, base subcomplex; cytosolic proteasome complex
Molecular function (GO): ATP hydrolysis activity; proteasome-activating activity; ATP binding
Source: RefSeq, a predicted model, not a curated record